CCUACCCCUGUCUCCUGCACCCCAGGGUGCUCUGUGAUUAACCCUUUGGCAGCUGGAGGGGGUGAGUGCAGACUCGGAGUCUGGGAUUAGAAUGAGUUCCUGCUCCUCCCCGGUGCUGGAGGGUCACAGACCGAUCACUGCCGGGUGCCACACACAGCAUGGCAGAACCCAAGCAGAAGAGGCUGAAGGGCACCCUCCCCAUCUGCCCCCUGCACCCUAGAAAUACCGGCAGCGGGGUGAGGCAGAAUCUGCCCCCGGAGGUGGAGGGUGGUCUCUGCGGGGUCACCAAUGCCUUACUCCGGCUCUCCUACAACUUCCAAGCCCUGGCUGAAAUAUUUGACCAGGCCGAUGUGGCACUUCCUCGGGUCUCAAACUUUUUCCACAAACAAGCAAAACGGGAAGAAGAAGCAGCUGAAUAUUUGCUGAAACACAUGGCAGAACGAGGAGGCCAUUACUGCUCAAAAACUAUAGAGAAGCCAAACUGUGACCACGUCCGUGAUGUCAUGACAGCGUGUUACGUUGCGCUCGAUCAGUGGAAGACAACGUUGGGUUAUUUCGAGGAGCUGUACCAUUUAAGCGUUGACUGCUCGGAUCCUCACAGCGCUGGCGUUAUCAAGAAGUAUUUCGUUGAACCCAAGAUAAGGAAAGUCAAACUGACGGGAGAUAUUCUCACCAACGCGCGGAGACUCAGCUGCACCCACAAUGGCCAAAGCAGUUUUGGGGAGUACCUUAUUGACAAGUUGCAGGAGGAACUGAAUGAAUGACCCCUCGGGGUGAUGAUAAAGGGCCCAAACCCAAACAUGGUUUAUUGAUCUACGUCUGUUUAGGAUGGGCCGGAUUAGGUCUUUUAGUGUCAUCGAUAUAUAUAUAUAUUAGUAUGGGAAUAGCGGAAUGAAAUGCUUUGUUCCGUAGCAACUAAAUAGAACACUCGUAAAUAAAGAUUGUAUUGCGCAAGAAGAAACAAGCCAGAACCUGAUCCAAAACAAAGCCAAUAAAUACGACUCAAUCAGUUUUAUAGAACAUUAAGGAAAGAAAUUGUUAAAAUAAAGUUGCUGGAAGUUUUUUUUUUAAGGCAGUUUUGGUGUAUGUUUCCCCUUUGUAAUAAUAUCGGUUACUUUUGUAACACCGCUAUUAUAAUGUCUUUUAUAGUCUUUUAUGGAUAGGAUUUUUAUAGACCGGGAUUUUUUCACCCCCUCUGUACACAUUAAGCCGCAAUAAAACAUCAUUUUAACACA
Spea bombifrons (plains spadefoot toad) is the source of this 1235-nucleotide messenger RNA. Its product is annotated as ferritin light chain-like. The record is from RefSeq and is a predicted model, not a curated record. Gene Ontology annotation, molecular function: ferric iron binding; ferrous iron binding. The coding region runs from base 159 to 764 and encodes 201 amino acids. Gene Ontology annotation, biological process: intracellular iron ion homeostasis; iron ion transport. The transcript has 3 exons. Lineage: Eukaryota; Metazoa; Chordata; Amphibia; Anura; Pelobatidae. Gene Ontology annotation, cellular component: cytoplasm.